AUGGGGCUUUUCAAACAUAAAGACAAGGCGAAACCGGAUCUGCUAAGCCCCCAGCAAAACAACUCCGUGCCCCCUAGCGAGAGGCAGCAGUCUCCACGACCACAGCAGUUGGGACAUUCGCAAAACAAUAGCUUUCACGAUUCGACCUACUACUCGAACAGUAAUGCUUCAAGCGCAGAGUCGAGGACGAGUCAAAUACCCGCUCAACGACCUUUCCAGCCCCCUGGAACCACCAUCACGACCACCACAACAACGACAACAACUUCAGAUGGCACGACCCAAACCUAUUCGCACCCUUACAACCCAGUAACUGACCCUCCACCGGAGGUCACCGAGACAAGAGUCGACCACAGCCUCCCCCAGAAUGCAGACACGAAAACAGGCAUCUCGCAGCCCGUACCGCAAUAUGGAAGCCCGCAAAAUCCAGUUCGAGAAGAUGCGCAACCAAACCGGAUAGCCAGCCCACAGACUAGAGGCCGACCAAAUCCUACGAUCCAGCAAACGGCACCGACUCCAGGAACUUCCAAUCCGAAUUCGUUCAUGCAGGGGCCAGCGCGCAAGCCGACACCACAUCAACACGGAGGAGGAGGAUCACCGUCUCAGUUUGCCUCCCCACCGGCGCAGCAGAAAGGCAACAGUGAUUCAAGGGCGGAAGCAGAACUGGAUGCCGCACCCAUCUCGCCAACCACAGCCGGUGGUCGGCCAAUCCCUCCCAGGUCUGAGUUCCGUAAGUCGCCUAGUAAUCAGCAAGGACCGAUUCCGUCGCUUGUGCCAGACGGUCCAGCGUCGCCAAUCAUGCCGGAGCGGUCCGAGAGAAGGAGAUCAGGGGAGCACGUCGUGGCGCCGUUGAAUGUUAGUGCAGUACACAAUCGAAGCCCGGGAAAAGCAUAUGCCCACAACACGAGUACGCCGGACCUGGCUCAGCAAUACGCAAGAGGCGAUACAGGUCUCCCUGCUAGCAACGAGCCGUUUAGCCCAGCAAGCCCCACGACCGGCCGUCCCAGGACACCGAAUUUCUCACGACCAGGCGUCGCAGCAGCAGGGACCUCGCCGGCGCUACCUGUGUCGCCAGUGUCAGCAAGUCCAGCAGUCUCAGGCACAAACCCACCAGCCCCGGGAGCGAGAACGAGCGUUGCCAGCGGGUCCACCUCUCAGCUGAAGCCCGCUCGCAAACUUCAAGGCGUCGCAUCUACUCUCAAAGGCCUGCACGGCGCCGGGGAAGCCUUGCGAGGAUCGGUCAAUGGGCGAAUUGCACACGUGACGCGCGACCAGGCUGAAGAGGAGCGGAUGCGCGCCGUGAGGGAGAAGGGCUUGGGCGAGUGGAGGGGUAGCGGGCUGGAUGCGAAGAGUGCCGGGCUGAGGGAGGGGUUUAGGGAGAAGGCCGAGGGCAGGAUGAGGACGAGGAGGGCGAGUAGGGAUCGAGAUGGGGUGCAUGGGAGCGAAGGGCCAAAUGGGCUAGAGGCUGUGCAUGAGACGGAUCGGUGA
This is a messenger RNA of Drepanopeziza brunnea f. sp. 'multigermtubi' MB_m1, 1485 nucleotides long. Lineage: Eukaryota; Fungi; Ascomycota; Leotiomycetes; Helotiales; Drepanopezizaceae. The record is from RefSeq and is a predicted model, not a curated record.